This is a messenger RNA of Eutrema salsugineum, 2293 nucleotides long. RefSeq names its product protein IQ-DOMAIN 31. The record is from RefSeq and is a predicted model, not a curated record. Bases 354 to 2069 code for a protein of 571 amino acids. The transcript has 8 exons. Lineage: Eukaryota; Viridiplantae; Streptophyta; Magnoliopsida; Brassicales; Brassicaceae. Gene Ontology annotation, molecular function: protein binding.
UUUGGUUUGGGUCUGUAUCAGAGAAUGGAGUUUUGCUCUUCUUUUUUUUUUUUUUUUGUUUAUAGUACUAAAAGGUAAAUCCAAUGGCUUUAAACGAACGGUGCAUGAUUUGAAUUUUGGAGAUAUGUUGCAGUUUUUUUUUAAGUUUAAAAUUAUAAAAGAAAUAUUUCUUUUCUCUCUCUUGGUGGUCACUGAAACUAAUCACAGAAGAGACUUUGCUCUUUAAGACUGUAGAGAGAUUGCAAAUGGAAGGCAUCUUUAGCUAAUCCUGUAAUUGAAUCAUUCACGAUAGUGUGGAUUUGAGAUCAGAUUCAUUUACUGGCAAGGUGUUUUGAAUUUUGGUUGUGGACAUCAUGGGAAAGCCUGCAAGGUGGUUAAAGAGUGUAUUACUUGGAAAGAAACCUUCUAAAUCUAGUGGUUCUAAAGACAAGGAGAGAGUUGUGAAUGGAAAAGAGGUAGUGGUUAUUUCAAACGUUGAAGAAUCCGAUGUGGUUUCGGAUCUUCCAUCUUUUGGAAAUGGAACAGUUUAUACCAGUGGUAUGGUAGAGACGCAGAAUAUAAAAAAUGAAGAGGUGUCAGAGAACGAUAUACAACUUCCUGAGGUCCAACCAACAAAUGCUGCUUCUGUUCCUGAUGAUUCACUAUCCGAAUCAGACAAAAUUCAGCAAGAGAUCGCAGCAACAACUGUGCAGGCUGCCUUUAGAGGCUACUUGGCUCGGCGUGCUUUCUGGGCAUUAAAAGGUAUAAUAAGGCUACAAGCACUUAUCCGUGGUCACAUGGUUAGAAGGCAAGCUGUGUCGACUCUGUGCUGUGUUAUGGGAAUUGUCAGAUUGCAAGCACUUGCUCGAGGAAGAGAGAUCAGACAUUCUGAUAUUGGAGUUGAAGUUCGUAGGCAAUGCCAGUUAAAUCAUGAGCAUUUGGAGAAUAAACUCCCUGAUGACUCCGUUGUUGACACACAUACGUACCUGGGAAUCAAGAAGCUAACUGCCAAUGCUUUUGCUCAGAAGCUUCUAGCUUCAUCGCCAAACGUGAUGCCUGUGCACCUCGCCGAUGAUUCUUCCAAUUUAAUCUGGUUGGAGAACUGGUCAGCGUCUUGCUUCUGGAAACCAGUUCCUCAACCGAAGAAAGCAUCAGUCAGGAAAACUCAGAAGAAGUUUGCCAGCAAUUCUCAGAUAGUCGAGGGCGAGUUUGCUAGACAGAAGAAGAGUGUCCGCAAAGUCCCUGCUUCAAAUCUUGACAAUCCCUCGGCUGCACAGGCAUCAUUUGAGCUUGAGAAACCCAAACGCAGCUUCCGCAAAAUCUCAACGAGCCAAUCUGUAGAACUACCACCAGCAGCAGAAAAUCUUCAAGUUGAUCUAGAAAAAGUGAAACGUGGCUUGAGGAAAGUACAUAAUCCUGUAGUUGAGAACUCUAUCCAACCUCAACCGGUUCCACGGAAGGACAUUGAGAAGCCAACUCAUGCUUUAGAAGAACCUGUGAAUGACUUUGAUGAAGAGAAAAAGGAUGAAAAGGCUAAGACUGUGGUGGAACAGCCUGAUGAGUCAAUACACACACAUGAACCAUUGGAAACUAAUGAAGUUCUUGAUUCCACAUUGGUCAACCAAAUCGAAGAGAGCAAAGAAAAUGUAAUGGCUGAGGACAGGGAGGAUGCGAAAGAAGAGAGAACUCCCAAACAAAACAACAAGGAGAAUUCAGCUGGAAAGGAGAAUCAGAAAUCGGGGAAAAAGGGUUCUUCAGUUACUGCUACUCAAACCGCCGAGUGUCAAGAGAGUAAUAAUGGGAAUCAGACUAGUAGCCCGGGAAUACCGAGCUAUAUGCAAGCGACUAAAUCUGCCAAAGCAAAGCUGAGGUUACAAUCCUCUUCUUCCCCUAGGCAACAAGGGGCUGAGAAAGCCACUAGACGUUACUCGCUACCAUCUUCAGGUAAUAAUGCAAGAGUCACUUCUGAUUCUCCUAAACCAACAAGAGUCUCAAACUCGGGUGGCAAAACCGGAAAGAAGACGGAGAAACCUCUUCUUUCAUCCCGAGAAGGCAAUGGGAAGACAACUCCAGUAGAGUGGAAGAGAUGAUUGAUCAUCUGGUUAAAAAAAAAAAAAGAGUUGAGGCCUUUGUUGUCUCUCGCUCUACAAUAUUUUACCAUUUAUCUAUACAGUUAGAAUGUGUUUAUGUUUGUGUUUGUGUUGACUGUUGAGAUUGAGAAUGUACAUCAUAGGUUUGUUUGUUUUUGUGUGGCAAAAUCGUUUUCUGUUUUCAUCCUACAUUACUUUAUUACCUUAAAUAAACCAACUUUAGA